CGCGUUAUUCUCUGCGUGGCCGGCUCCGGGUGCGGUCGGACGUGCGUUAGGUCGUCGUUCGCCAUGGCCUGUGCUGGGACUCAUCCCUCUCCUGCCGCCACGGGGGCCUCCCUCGGCUCGGCGCCGCCGCCGCCGCCGCCGCCUCUCCCCGCAGGGAUCCUGAUCGGCGACCGGCUGUAUUCUGAGGUGUCGCUCACCAUUGAUCACUCGCUGAUCCCCGAGGAGCGGCUCUCUCCGACUCCCUCCAUGCAGGAUGGGCUGGACCUGGAGAGCGAGACUGACCUGCGGAUCUUGGGCUGCGAGCUCAUCCAAGUCGCCGGCAUCCUCCUCCGCCUGCCGCAGGUGGCGAUGGCGACCGGGCAGGUGCUGUUUCAUCGCUUUUUCUAUUCCAAAUCCUUCGUCAAGCACAGCUUCGAGAUUGUUGCUAUGGCUUGCAUCAAUCUUGCUUCCAAAAUUGAAGAAGCACCUCGUCGAAUAAGAGAUGUGAUCAAUGUUUUCCAUCACUUGCGCCAGUUAAGAGCAAAAAGGACUCCAAGCCCAUUGAUACUUGAUCAGAACUACAUAAACACCAAAAAUCAAGUAAUCAAAGCAGAAAGGAGGGUGCUGAAGGAAUUGGGAUUUUGUGUUCAUGUCAAGCAUCCACAUAAGAUCAUUGUUAUGUACUUACAAGUCUUAGAAUGUGAACGUAACCAAACCCUCGUCCAAACAGCCUGGAAUUACAUGAAUGACAGUCUUCGAACCAAUGUGUUUGUUCGAUUUCAGCCAGAAACAAUAGCAUGUGCUUGUAUUUAUCUUGCUGCUAGAGCUCUACAAAUUCCUUUGCCUAAUCGUCCUCAUUGGUUUUUUCUUUUUGGAACUACUGAAGAAGAAAUUCAGGAGAUCUGUCUAACAACACUUAAGCUCUACACUAGAAAGAAGCCUAACUAUGAAUUACUUGAUAAGGAAGUAGAAAAGAGAAAAAUGGCACUACAGGAAGCUAAACUAAAAGCAAAAGGAUUAAAUCCAGAUGGAACACCAGCUCUUUCUACAUUAGGUGGCUUUUCACCUGCUUCUAAACCCUGCUCACCAAGAGAAAUGAAAAUUGAAGAGAAGUCUCCAGUGUGUAUAAAUGCAAAAGCUAUUAAAAAAGAGCCAGAAGACAGACAGGUCAUUUCCAAGAGCCCUUAUAAUGGUAUGAGAAAAGAGAGCAAGAGAAGUAGAAGCAGUAGAAGUGCUAGUCGAUCAAAGUCAAGAACAAAAUCGCGGUCCAGAUCCCAUUCUCCAAGGAGACAUUACAAUAAUAGGCGGAGUCUCUCUGGAACCUACAGCUCAAGAUCCAGAAGCAGAUCGCAUAGUCAUAGUGGAAGUCCCCGGAGACAUCAUAAUCAUGCAUCACCACACCUAAAACCCAAGCACAGCCGAGAAGAAUUGAAAGGUGCAAACAGACACAGUCACAAGAGGAAAAAGUCUCGUUCACGCUCUCAGAGCAAAUCCAGGGACCAUUCAGAUGUUGCCAAAAAACACAGGCAUGACCGAGGACACCACAGGGACAGGCGGGAGCGAUCUCGCUCAUUUGAGAGAGCUCACAAAGGCAAGCACCACAGUAGUAGUCGUUCAGGACAUAGCAGGCACAGGCGCUGACUAUGGGGCAAUGCCUCUCAGCAAUGCUUGGAUAUUUUACAUGUAUGGACUGUUUGAAACUUGAAGUCAAUUAGGAUUUAAUUUGAAGCUCAACACCUUCAAUAUGUAGGACAUUUUUUUAAGAACUGUGUUGAAUUUUUUGCACAUAAAAUACCUUAGCAGUAUCAAACUGAUUUAAAACAAUGAUCAGGUUAUAUGUGUUUAGAGUUGUAUCAAUAUGAAAACUGGAGAAUCCGUUUCUGUACAAAUGUACCUUAUUUUUAUACAAACAUAUUGCAGACAUUUCUAUUUAAGUAUAGUUAUUUGUUUAAAAUAAUGGUGGAUACUUUUCUUACACUGGUUUUAGUCUGCAUGUGUACCUUUUUUUUUUUUUUACAAAAAAAAUAAAAUAUACAACUGUUUUUAUUACUCUGCUGAAUAUCUCAUUAAACUAUCAUAUAUCAA
Molecule: messenger RNA, 2064 nt
Organism: Varanus komodoensis (Komodo dragon)
Lineage: Eukaryota; Metazoa; Chordata; Lepidosauria; Squamata; Varanidae
Gene: CCNL1
Product: cyclin L1
Exons: 11
Coding region: 64-1620 (518 amino acids)
Biological process (GO): regulation of transcription by RNA polymerase II
Cellular component (GO): nucleus
Molecular function (GO): cyclin-dependent protein serine/threonine kinase regulator activity
Source: RefSeq, a predicted model, not a curated record